CCAGAGGGGGCGGGGCUUAGCGCGUUCUACACGAGGAAAUAGAUCCAACAUUCAAACACACAGUCUCUUACAGUCGUUGUUGUGAGGAAAGUGUCGAGUUUGAAAGUGAAAAUGUGCAGAGCUGCGUGUCUCCUUGUGCUCGUCUCUUUAAUCAGCUCUGGUAUUAACGCGUUGGACAAUGGUCUGGCUCUUAAACCCACUAUGGGCUGGCUGCACUGGGAGAGAUUCAUGUGCAACAUCGACUGUGAUUCUGAUCCAAACAACUGCAUCAGCGAGCGUCUGUACAUGCAGAUGGCAGAUGUGAUGGCGAAGGAGGGCUGGAAAGAGGCCGGUUACGAGUAUGUGUGCAUCGAUGACUGCUGGCCCUCCCACCAGCGAGAUGCCCAGGGCCGCCUGCAGGCAGACCCAAAAAGAUUCCCGGGGGGCAUCAAGAAACUGGCCGACUAUGUCCAUUCUAAGGGACUGAAGCUCGGUAUCUAUGCAGAUGUGGGGAAAAAAACCUGUGCUGGGUACCCUGGCAGUCUGGGUUACUAUGAGACAGAUGCUAAGACCUUUGCUGACUGGAAUGUGGAUCUGCUCAAAUUUGACGGUUGCUAUAUGGACUGGAAAUUGCUGGGAGAAGGUUACGUGAACAUGUCAAUAGCACUGAACAAAACCGGAAAAAGCAUCCUGUACUCCUGUGAGUGGCCUUUGUAUGAGUGGCAAUACCAACAGCCCAACUACACGGCCAUUCGUGAGACGUGUAACCACUGGCGCAACUUCGGUGACGUGUUCGACUCGUGGAGCUCCAUCAAGUCUAUCUUGGACUGGUCUGCUUCUCAUCAAGACAUCAUCGUCCCCUCGGCUGGACCCGGAGGCUGGAACGACCCCGAUAUGCUCGUGAUUGGGAACUUUGGCCUCAGUCAUGACCAGCAGGAGUCUCAGAUGGCUUUAUGGGCCAUCAUGGCGGCCCCUCUGCUCAUGUCCAAUGAUCUGAGGGACAUUUGUCCUCGCUCCAAGGCGCUGCUGCAGAACAGACACAUCAUCGCCAUCAACCAGGACCCGCUGGGCAAGCAAGGAUACUGCACAGCCAAGGUGGACAGUUUUGAGGUGUGGGAGAAGCCUCUGUCUAAGAACCGACUGGCCGUCGCCGUGCUGAACCAACAGGAGAUCGGCGGUCCGCGAGGGUAUUUCAUCCAAGCGGUUCCCGGCUGGAAGAUCUGUGACCCCCAGUGUAACGUCACACAGAUCCUGCCUCAGUACAAGGAAUUGGGUGUUCAGAAGCCAAAAUCCACACUGAUUCUAUCUGUCAACCCCUCAGGCACAACUCUACUGACUGUCACUCCCGUCAGCAGCGACAUUACGGGGCUUUACAAGCUGUACUGGCAGGAGGACUCGUCUCACAAACGCAAGCACACCACUUUGUAGUCCUACAAUGGUUAUGCACUUUAUCUGCUUACACUGAUUCUCUGAAGUUGGAAAUUUAUUUGAACAAAUGUGUUGCUUUGUGAAAAUGUGUUUGAAUUUAAAAAGGGAAAAUGUUUUGUAGUCUAUAGAAGUGAUUGCCAAAGACUGGGUUGGGACCCACAGGAGAUUUUAUUAGGGUCGCCAAAUAAAUGUGAAAUGUACUCCCUUGUCUUUUAAGAUUUAUAUCUGCAGUACACCUUUGAGCCACAUGAGGGAACCUGAAUGUUCAUAUUGUUCCGGUACUGUAAGUGUAGCCUACUUAUGACAUUAAAGCUAAUAUGAAAGGCUAGUUUACAAUCGGUUUUACUGAG
Sebastes umbrosus (honeycomb rockfish) is the source of this 1757-nucleotide messenger RNA. It is a transcript of the gene gla, whose product is annotated as galactosidase, alpha. The transcript has 7 exons. Lineage: Eukaryota; Metazoa; Chordata; Actinopteri; Perciformes; Sebastidae. The record is from RefSeq and is a predicted model, not a curated record. Gene Ontology annotation, molecular function: alpha-galactosidase activity. Gene Ontology annotation, cellular component: cytoplasm. Gene Ontology annotation, biological process: glycoside catabolic process; glycosylceramide catabolic process; oligosaccharide metabolic process. Bases 112 to 1407 code for a protein of 431 amino acids.